Musca vetustissima is the source of this 1353-nucleotide messenger RNA. Its product is annotated as meiosis-specific nuclear structural protein 1-like. NCBI's taxonomy places the organism in Eukaryota, Metazoa, Arthropoda, Insecta, Diptera, Muscidae. Gene Ontology annotation, cellular component: motile cilium. The coding region runs from base 1 to 1353 and encodes 450 amino acids. The record is from RefSeq and is a predicted model, not a curated record. The transcript is spliced from 2 exons. Gene Ontology annotation, biological process: cilium organization.
AUGACCGAUAAUCCAGCUUGUUCUAUGCCAAAUCGAAUAAAAAAUAGCCAACAAAAUUCUAGUGAUUAUUUUCACAAAUAUAUUCUAGACGAAGAAAAGCGCCUAAAUCAUAUUGAAUCGGCGGGGAAUCAAACAACAAAGGAUUCCGUCCGAGGUAUUAGUACUUCUGAUAUUUGCCAAGAGCUGAAGCAAUAUAAAAAACAAAUUUUAUUGGAUGAAAAGCGCAGACAACAAUUGCGGAACAAUAAUCAUGAACUUCGAUUGCUUCAAAACCAACUACAGACCGCCUUGGUAUCCAAACAGCUACAGGAACAAAUGGAUGCAUUACAGAAGCAACGGCAAUUGGACACACAAAGAAGACGUGAAGAAAACGCCCAGUGGGAGAUGGAAUGUGAAAAGGCCAAAAGGUCUAUUUUGGAGGAGGAGGAACGAGAGCGACAGAGGAAGACACAAGCCCGUACCUUAUUGCAGGAACAAAUGCACGAAGUACAGAGCAAUCGCAAAAAGGAGUUUGAAAAAGUCAUGAAAGAUCGUGAAGAUAUGCAAAAAACUCAAAAACAAAUUGAAGCCGAGGAACAAAGGAAAAGAGACUUAGCCCAACGAUUUCGUGAUCUAUGCCGGAAAGAAAUGGAGGAAUGUAUGCGUCUUAGAGAGGUACAAAGGCAAUUGGAAAAGGAGCAAAAUGUCGAUGACAAUGAACGUCUUAUGGCCUAUCAACGGGAAAGGGAUGAACUGAAGGAAAAAACGGAAGCUGAAAAUAAGCGCAUUAUUGCGGAGAAAAUGGCAUUGAGCGAGAGAAUUGGCAAGGAGCUAGCCAACAUCAAUAAAGAAAGGGAGAAAAGAGAUGACUUGUUAUUGUCACUGCUGGUUGAGGAGCGCAAAGCGAAGGAAGAUAUUAAAUACCGUCAAAUGCUAGAGAAACAGAUCGAGGAAAGGACAAAAUUGCGGAUGGAACUAGAAAAUUAUCGUCGAGAAAUCGCCAUACAGAAACAGCGUAAAUUUGCCGUAGAGGAACGGCAAAUGCGUGAAGAAAGUUUGCGUCAAAUGGCCGAACGUGAUAAGUUGGAUCAAUUGUCGGAUGAGAAACGUAGGCGCAAAAUUAUGGAGCAUAAUAGGGCAUUAAAAGAGAUGAUCGAACAAAGACGCCAACAACGUGCCGAGGAAAUAGCUCAUAGAAUUGGAGAAUUCGAAACGAUGUUACGAAAGGAAAAAGAAAGAGAUCAAUGUAUUGAGGAGGAACGAAUUCGUAUGUUACAAUCUAUUCCCACAGAACUAUUACGUUACUUACCACCUGGUGUGUUAAAGCCAUCCGAUAGAGAACACAUUCCUUUGCCUACUGAAAAAUCAACAUAA